CAGGGGCUCCGACUUUUUUUCAUGUGUGAACGAGACCGGGCACACAUACGAACACACAUUCAUACAUACAUACAGGGUUAUACACAUGUGAUACACAUACAUACAUGUGUGUAGCUUUCACCAAGACGGAAAUAAAGAACACUGACUGAUUAUGUUCAGUUGUAUACUACUGGAACCGGUGAAUUUGUUCAGGAACGAGGAUGUUCGGCGAUGACAUCCUUGAGCCUCUUUUUCAUUUUUCUUGCCCCGGAUAAGAGCUACUGUAAGGAACCGGACCGCGGUUCGGUGGAUACGUGCUCUGCGCUGUUCGGAACUCCUGUGUGAAGCGGGUAUUCGCAACAUGCUUACGCCCACGUGACGGAGGCUGUGAAACUGUUAUUAAUUAAUUAAUUUAUGGGAAUUUACGGAGGCAGCAUUUUCGAAGUCUGAGCUAAAGAACAUGGAUCUAUGCUUGAAACGCCUGAAGCAGGAACUGCCUAGACACAGCCAAUUGGGGUCCUAGGAGUGUCUCAGUCCCCGAUCAGCAGCCAGCUUCAUAUAAGGCCUGGAGGCAAUGUGGGAGGAAGCUGAGAGGACCGAGGCAGACAGGGGCAGACAAGGGCAGACAGGAGUACACAUGGAGAGAAUCCCUCUGUGAAGCUUUUUUAAGCUCUCCAUGAAGGAAGCAGGUGACGGACUCUAUGCACAGAUGAACUCUAUGAUGGGAGCACUGCAAGAACUUAAGCUUCUGCAGGUCCAAACUGCUUUAGGGCAGCUGGACAUCUCAGGGCUGCACACUAGAGCUCCACUGUCCUCAGCACUGGCACCACAGGUUUUGAGUUCUGCAUGUGAGGAGUGGAAAACUCCCUGUGACAGCAGGACACCUGUCCAAGAGGAGCAGAGGAGAUUCCGCCAUCGAAGCAGCCUGGACACCUCAUCCUGCUCAUCCGGCCUAGAGAGUGGGGCAGUUCCCCUCCCUUUGACAAUUUCAGGGUACAGUGCCCCUCAGGAGGACUACUGUGGUCCCCGUGUCAGUCCCCCUCCACCAGCACCACACCACUAUCCACAACCCCCAACACAGAUGGCAGACCUGCCACGCAUACUUCAUAGUCUGUCGAGUGAAGGUCCAUCCCUGGACAGUACCUAUUCCCAAGAGGGUACUGACGACUCCAGCGACUGGACUUCCUCACUCAUGAGCCGCUGCCGCAACCGGCAACCUCUGGUCCUGGGUGAUAACGUCUUUGCUGACCUUGUGGGCAAUUGGCUGGACCUACCUGAACUGGAUAAGGGGCCACUUGCACCAGGGGAGGAUGAACAGGAGGAGCCAGCCCAUUCUCUUUCACUCAGCCGCUCCCAGGAGAUCUGCAAGAGGUUCUCACUUUCUGCUAACAUCUUCAAAAAAUUCUUACGAAGUGUGCGACCGGACAGGGACAAGCUGCUGCAGGAGAAGCCUGGGUGGAUGCCCCAGGAUGGCCAAGAGGCUGAGCUCUUCAAAAGGCCCAAAAAAGCAGACAAGCCCAAGGGUCCUUUUUAUCUCCCAUUUGGGGCAGGUGGACCUCAAGGCAAGGUUUCAGGCACAACCCAGGCAACACUGAGGGAGGCCAUGCUUGCUCGGGGCCAGAACCAGUUCUUCGGUGCCAUCAGCCAGAUGAAGCACCACGUGGACCUGGCAUGCCCAGGCUCUGGCGGCCACUCUCUUGGGCUGCAUUACGCACGGCACUCUGUCGGAUUGCCCAGCACCAUCUGCUUGCUCUUGAUUAUGUAACAGCUUAGUCUGUCACACCUAUACAACUGCACCAAGAAGCUGAGAAACCUAGUUUUCUAUGUCAACCAUAAUAUGCACAUCACAUAUACGUAUUAUCUGUAAAGUAGGGCCUGUAGACUGAGUAAAUGUGGCAUAAUAAAAUGUCCCUGCCUGCUUA
This is a messenger RNA of Scleropages formosus (Asian bonytongue), 1901 nucleotides long. RefSeq names its product PAK4-inhibitor INKA2-like. Bases 656 to 1744 code for a protein of 362 amino acids. Gene Ontology annotation, cellular component: nucleus. The record is from RefSeq and is a predicted model, not a curated record. The transcript has 4 exons. Lineage: Eukaryota; Metazoa; Chordata; Actinopteri; Osteoglossiformes; Osteoglossidae. Gene Ontology annotation, molecular function: protein serine/threonine kinase inhibitor activity; protein kinase binding.